Mya arenaria is the source of this 3915-nucleotide messenger RNA. Its product is annotated as storkhead-box protein 1-like. Gene Ontology annotation, biological process: positive regulation of transcription by RNA polymerase II. The record is from RefSeq and is a predicted model, not a curated record. NCBI's taxonomy places the organism in Eukaryota, Metazoa, Mollusca, Bivalvia, Myida, Myidae. Bases 67 to 3081 code for a protein of 1004 amino acids. Gene Ontology annotation, molecular function: RNA polymerase II transcription regulatory region sequence-specific DNA binding; DNA-binding transcription activator activity, RNA polymerase II-specific. Gene Ontology annotation, cellular component: cytoplasm; nucleus. The transcript has 6 exons.
UGAGAACAAACACAAUGUGAAAGUGGUAUUUAAAACAAGUCGUUGUUGAAGGAUUUCAUUUCCAAAAUGUCAUCCAGAAAUGCAAGAAACGCGAAAAAGUCUUCCAGGAACCUACCUGUGACGUCUAGGUGUGUAGCAAUUGUUUUUAAACGCGUUGACGGUGAAUGUCAAAGUGAAAAUAAAAAUGAAAGUUGCGACAGUACUGACACUGCAGUAAACUCACAUGACAAUGGUAAUCAAAACCACUUUGAAUUUGACAGGGAUUUAUUUACACUGACCAAAAAUUCUGAUAAAAGUGAAAAUAAAAUUGAAGCAACAUCAAAGAACUCGGUGAGCUUUGAUGCCAAGAAAGUGUUUGAUGAGUUCAAAUUGCGGAAUAAGACAUGUUACUGGAACCCUGCGCUGACAGACAGCGUGGGCUCGCUGGAGUAUGCGGGUUUCAUCGAACCACUCACGGUACUGGUACGUGGGGAUGACGUGCACUUGGAAAACAUCCGAACUGCAUGGGGACGGCGUGUCCUCAAGGAUCCAGCUCACUUUGUUAUAGACAGAAUAGGUGAUGUACAGGGUAUAGAGAUGCAGGUGAUCCCGCAGACCCAGUUUAUCCCGCUCCCUGAGGCGCUGUGUCUCCUGAUCCUCGAUCUCAACAAUAGUCAGAUAGUCGCCACCCUCGACACCGUCACUGAGCGCCUCCGACAACGCUACCAGGGCAUGAACCUCCCUAGCAACCAGCUUAUGUAUGACACCCUGGGACAACUCAUUCGAGAGCGCAAGGUUUUCCAUACAGGAUGUGGGUAUUUUGUGGUGACCCCGGACACAUUUCGCAUGCACGGGGAUGACAUGCAGUUUGGUCAGAUGAUGUCUCAAUGGACACACCUCCAUCCUAUGUACAUACCAUCUGCUUUCAGUCAACCAGCCCGUCAGCCAAUGAGAUCUAUUUCCUGUCAAGUGGAUUCAGAGGAGAAUGUGAUUGGUCAGUCUGAUUCAUGUGAUCUUCCAGAGAAGAGAGCUUCUGUUUGUAAUGAAAAGUUACAGGUUGAUAUUCCCACUGUACGUGUCCAGCGCAGCAUGAGUGUGAGUGUGAAACGGUCUCGGGAACGUGGAAAACGGGAUGACGGCUCUGAAGCUGGCACACUCAAGCGGAGCUCCUCCAUGAAGGGACGCAACGAGAAACAACGUAAACAGGAGACCAAGUCUGAACAGAAACAGGAAAAGGGAAAAGUAAAGACAUCCUUCUUCUCCAAGAUAUUUGGACGAAACAAGAAGAAACCUAGCCAAGAGGAACCUGUCAAGCCCACCAAGCCAGUGGUUGAGUAUGCAACAUUCUCCGCCCAGUUUCCUCCUCCAGAAUGGAUGUGGUAUCAGCAGCAGCAAGACCGACAGAUGCGCACAGAGACCUGGGUCCAUCAGCAGAUGGCCAAGUGUGGCACAUGGCACUAUCUGCAGCGAUUCUCCCAACAAAGCCCCUCUGACAGUGUCAAGCUGGGGCCCAGCUCCCUGCCUGAACCUGUGGAGAAGCCGCAGCCCAAGGGCAGCAGUCUGCAGGGGACUGCACAUACCACAGGGGGUGUCAUUAAUGGGACUGGUAAAAAGUCAAAAGGAAAGUCUCACAAGAAGGAUAGAUUACCUGUUGUUAUUGCAAAUAUUCCCGGUGAAAGUACGAGGAUAGACUUUGAGCAAAAAAAUACAUAUACAAACAGUAUGGGACAGACUAAUAUUAAGCUGAGCUCUCUACCCACGAGGCUGUCUCCAUCUGGAGAGGUGGUACAUUCAAACUAUGUCUCUCAUCCCAUGUUUAGUUCAACACCAAGGUUCAGCUCAGUUAGAGAGCAAUAUAAAAAAGAAUCUGAAGAUGAGGAAAAUAGACAUGAAGGAAAGGUUGAGAAACCAGAAAAGUCAGAGAAAUCAAAAUCCUCACGGAAACCUCAUAGAUCAAAGAAAAAGUCUCAUCAUGAUAGACAUUCAAGCUAUUAUCCAAGCUCAAGGCAUGUCAGUGGCCUCAGCCAGCCUCUCUCUCCAGUACGUGAUGAAGACAAUGACAUCAGCUUUGAAUACCAGGGAAAGAUACCUAACAAAAAUAGUUCCUUUGUGAAAUCACACAGUAGUGGCGUAAACUGUAUUGGACUAGAAGCUGACAAUAAAACACAAGUUAAGCUUUCGUAUAGGUCACCAAUGGACGCACUGCAACCAAAUGGUCAGAAAUACCAAAGAUCAAGUUCAUAUAGACACCCAGUCAGUGACCCACAAAGGCCAUCAUUGAGAUCAAAUUCAUAUAGACAUGUAGUAAAGGACAGAUCGGAUCAAGGCCAUUCAGAGAGUCUAGGUCAAGGUCAUAUUUAUGCCAAUGUACAUAUUACUGAGGAUGCCAGGCCUGCACUGCCAGAAAGGUCCAACAGGAGGCUUUCUUCCCAAGACUGUGAAGGUCACAUGAAUCCGGGUCAAUGCUACAGGGCCAUGUCCCCGGCCCAGUCUCCAAACUACCUCGACCUUCCAGAGAGUGACCGGCGGUCAGAGCCUGGGAGUGACAGAGGCACACUGACCUCAACCUCUAGCCGGGGUCAAAGUUCACAUGACAGUGCAAUAGAUCAGAGCAGUGAGCACAGUAUGGGCACUGUUAUUCACACGCGGCCUGUGUUGAGCCACCAACUGGAGAGACUGGUGGCUGACACCAAGGAACUCGUGUUGGGAGACAGCGGGUUUAGUUCCCCGAGACCUACAGACAAUGGGAAAGACACAUCAAAGGGAGAGGGGAGUCUGAAGGAUCAGACAGACUUCAUGUGCAAUAACCUUAGGACUGAUGUGAGAGGGAACCAUUCAUCAGGGAAAGGGGGUGAAUUUUCCGAUGAUUCAUUUGACAGAAUUUCAUCAGAUAAGCUUUAUGAAAAUGUGCGAAUAAGUCACAAAGAGAUGUUGAACAAUAUGAAGUACCUUCACAAGGAGAUUAACGUGUCUUCCCAGAACCUGAAUGUACCAAACACGACAGCUGAUAGCAGCAGUAGCCACACAGACUAUGAUCCCAAACAAGCGGUGGCUAAGAAGUUUAACUUUGAGGGAGACUUCCACGUAGUGGGUGUGGUGUAAUAUCAAUAGUUGAUAGAUGGCAGUCAAAACUCAGUGCUAUCAUUGCUAUGCAUGCAACACAAAGCAGUAGUUUAGCAUACUGAACUUCUGAAGAGCAGAAUUCAGUUAUUAUUAACUUAUUUCAACUUUAAUACUCCUUGUGGAUAACUAUGUAUAAAGUACCCAGACAAAAUAGGAAAGAUGGUUUUACACUUUCCAUUUCAUAUUCUGUUUGAUAACAUCAAAGUGCGUGUUAUUUUAACCUUUUUCCCUUUCGUGUUUCGUUCAUGAAAAAGGUCACGUCACUUUUUGAGUUUUCAACAAGGUCACCACUUAGCAAAUUAGAGCUAACACCUAGUCAAAGAUUGUUUUCAGUUUUCAUUUAGACUACAGCAAGCUCAGCUGCAUAAUAGUUCUCUAAAAAUGAUCUCAAUUAUUUAUUUGUUUUAAACUUAAUAUAAUUUAUUCACCAUUUCUUUUAAGUAGAUAAUUGUUACGGUUUCAUUUCAACCAGUUUUAUUAUCUUUAAUUUCGUGAUAUAAAAAAUAAUUACUAAUUAGGGUCAAUGUUACACAUUGCUGAUAAUUAUACCAUGUAGUGCUAUGAACAUGCAUGAAUGUAAAUGUUUGAAUACAAAAUUAUUUUAGUUGCUGGUUUUAAAUAAUAGGCUGUAUAUAUUUGAUUUGAUUUUAAUAGAAGAAUUUUAGAAGUUUAACCCUUGGCUUUACCUGUUUUAGAUGACGUAUUUAUCCUUUUGUAUAUAUAGAUGUUAAAUCAGUGUUGUGUAGACAUACCUUGCAUCCUGUGAUAGUUCCGAUGCUUGUUGACAAUGCCAAAAUAAAGAGAAAAAUGUGA